GCAUCUUUCUGAUUCAUCCAAAAGACAUAAGGUUGUACCAUACAAACACAGAAAAUCUGCUACUUAUAACUAUCCAAAAUGUCCAAACCAUACUCAGAACUACUGUGAACUUUUCUGUGAGCAAUGUGACAUUCCUGUCUGUUUUACCUGUACCUCUACAGGUAAUCAUAAAGGACAUCAUUUAUUACUUGUUUUACAAAAAAUCAGUGCCAAAACAAAAGACAUGGAAAUAAAAUUAAAAGAACUUGAGACUAGAAUUUUCCCAAGAUAUGAAAAAAUUGCAUCAGGCUUAAAAACAAAGAAGGAAAGCUUGGAAACACACUACAGUCAAUUAAUAACAGCCGUCACUAAACAAGGAGAAGACUUGCACAGAGAAAUUAACAUCAUUGUCAACAAAUUGAAAUCUGAAAUUGAUGACAUGAAAACUAUCAGCCUGGCUUCCCUAAAUGAAAAGGAAAACGAAAUCAAAAACAUUGCUGCAGAAGUGAAUCAGUGCAUACUUGAUCUGAAGAAAAUACUGGACUCAAAUGAUAUUUCCUUAGACUCUGAAUACAAAUCAAGGAUUGAGAAAUUCAGAUGUCUACCACCAGACCUCAAAGUAUCAUUACCAAAUUUUUCUCCUCAUCAGAUUAACAAAGAACAGUUCCAUCACAUGUUUGGUUCUCUUUCAGCAUUAUCCAUUUCAACAGAAGAAUGCUUUUACAAAAUAAAACCACUGAUUGAUGAACCAGAGCUUAUCGCCACCAUCGAGACUGGGUACAAACCACUGUACAGUGUUACCCGUCUCAGUGAUGAAGAAAUCUGGACAUUCGGAAAUGACAAAAUCAUGAAACUCUACAACCUCAAGGGUAAACGACUGAAGUCAAUCAAAACCAAGUCAGGGAACAUACCAUGUGACAUAUCAGUGACAAGGAGUGGAGAUCUCGUUUAUACUGACCCUGAUACAAGAACUGUAAAUAUUGUGAAGAAUAAACAGAUACAUGAAGUGAUCACAUUACAGGGGUGGAUACCUUGCUUUGUCUGUACUACCUCCUCUGGUGACCUCCUGGUUACCAUGGUCAAUGAUGAUAAUAAACAAUCAAAAGUUGUCCGUAACUCCGGCUCUUCAGAGAAACAAACCAUUCAGUAUGACAGUGAAGGUAAACCUCUGUAUUCAUCUAAUUACCUUAAAUACAUCGGUGAGAACAGGAACCUGGAUAUCUGUGUGGCUGACAAUGAAGCCCGUGCUGUAGUGGUGGUUAAUCAGGCAGGAAAUCUUCGAUUCAGAUACACUGGUCAUCCCUCUACUACCAAGACAUCAUUUAUUCCAUUCAGCAUUACAACAGACAGCCAAAGUCAGAUUCUGACAGCAGACUAUUAUAACCACUGUAUCCACAUCAUAGACCAGGAUGGACAGUUCCUCCGUUACAUUGAUAAUUGUGAUCUGCGGCUUCCACUUGGUUUAUGUGUAGACACCAGAGACAACAUCUUUGUGGCUGAGUAUUUCAGUGGUAAAGUGAAAAAAAUCAAAUACAUGUAAACGCUGCAUUAUUUCAAGAAAUGGCCGUGAAUUAGAUUAAGUUACGCACUGAGAGUUAAAAGUCGUCUGACUUAGGACUAAUAAAAUCCAAUUAGAAGUUGGACAUCCACC
Molecule: messenger RNA, 1630 nt
Organism: Saccostrea cuccullata (small rock oyster)
Lineage: Eukaryota; Metazoa; Mollusca; Bivalvia; Ostreida; Ostreidae
Exons: 1
Coding region: 224-1519 (431 amino acids)
Biological process (GO): protein polyubiquitination; proteasome-mediated ubiquitin-dependent protein catabolic process; negative regulation of translation
Molecular function (GO): ubiquitin protein ligase activity; translation repressor activity
Source: RefSeq, a predicted model, not a curated record